GUGUUCUUCUUCUGCAAACCUCAUCUUCUAAGAUCCAUUAAUCCUCGUACAUGAGCAACAAGACAAACAGUCACCACUUCCCUUUUGUUUUUGUCUCUUUUAUAGACAUUGGCCCACUUUCCCUCAUUACCUUGCCUUUUAAGCACUCCUUCCUCCUCUCAUAAACCCCUUUCUUUUCCCCUUGAAGCCUUAACACCCCCCUCCCAUAUCUCUCUUUCUCUUUCUCUCUCUCUAUUUUUUUCUCUGCAACUCCUCUCCAUAGCCAAGGAGCAUGCUUGGAUGUCCAGAGACAGAGAUAGACUUGAUGAGAUAGGUAAGAAGAUCAAGAGAGAAGCAGAUGCAUCUGAUCGAAUGGGAAGAAGACACAUGUUGGGCCCUUCUGGGACCCUUAAUACCAUUACACCUUGUGCUGCUUGUAAGCUCCUAAGAAGAAGGUGUGCUCAAGAAUGCCCUUUCUCUCCUUACUUCUCACCUCAUGAGCCUCAAAAGUUUGCUUCUGUUCAUAAAGUCUUUGGUGCAAGCAAUGUCUCCAAGAUGCUAGUGGAAGUACCAGAGAGCCAGAGAGCCGACGCUGCGAAUAGUCUUGUUUACGAAGCGAAUGUGAGGCUUAGAGAUCCAGUUUAUGGGUGCAUGGGUGCAAUCUCAGCUUUACAACAACAAGUUCAAUCUUUACAAGUUGAGCUUAAUGCAGUAAGAAGUGAGAUAAUGAAGUAUAAGUAUAGGGAAACUAGUGCUAAUCUCCUUUCAUCCUCACAUGCUGCUGCUUUGCUUUCUACCGUGGCUGUGUCAGUUGCUGCACCACCACCACCACCAUCACCGGCGCGUUCUCAUCCUCCGCCGCAACCUCCUGCAACUGCCACUGCUAUUCUUGCUGCUACUGGUGCUGCUCCUACUGCUUCUUCUUCUUCUUCUACCAUGUAUACUCCCCCUUCUACUACCAUCGACUAUAGUUCCAUUACUAGUGAAAAUGUCUCCUAUUUUGGUUAGAAUUUUUAAGGGCUUCUUCAAUUCCAUUUUACAUCUUUCUUAUUUUUCUUAUUAAGAACCAUGUGGAAAUAAGGGGAAAGAAAUUAAUAUUGGAUUGUUUGGGUUUA
This is a messenger RNA of Telopea speciosissima, 1094 nucleotides long. RefSeq names its product LOB domain-containing protein 15-like. The record is from RefSeq and is a predicted model, not a curated record. NCBI's taxonomy places the organism in Eukaryota, Viridiplantae, Streptophyta, Magnoliopsida, Proteales, Proteaceae. The coding region runs from base 280 to 987 and encodes 235 amino acids. The transcript is spliced from 3 exons.